Ophidiomyces ophidiicola is the source of this 888-nucleotide messenger RNA. RefSeq lists its product as uncharacterized. Gene Ontology annotation, cellular component: mitochondrion. Bases 1 to 888 code for a protein of 295 amino acids. The transcript is spliced from 4 exons. Lineage: Eukaryota; Fungi; Ascomycota; Eurotiomycetes; Onygenales; Onygenaceae. Gene Ontology annotation, molecular function: enoyl-CoA hydratase activity. The record is from RefSeq and is a predicted model, not a curated record. Gene Ontology annotation, biological process: fatty acid beta-oxidation.
AUGUUCUCAAAAAGAUGCGCGAGGCUCGCUGCCUCUCGAACUUCUGUGCCAUUGAGCUCUUACUUACUUCGUGUCCGGCAUUCUUCUACUUCGCCAGCUUCCACCCCAUAUAAAUUCAUACGGACAUCAAUUCCUGAACCCGGGGUUGGAAUGAUUUCCCUCAACCGACCAUCGGCUCUAAACGCACUUUGCAGCCCGCUUUUCCAGGAGCUCAAUGAAGCUUUGACAAAGUAUGAUGAAGAUAAAAAUAUUGGCGCUAUUAUACUUACUGGUAGCGAGAAAUCCUUUGCUGCUGGAGCAGAUAUCAAGGAGAUGGCGCCUUUGACAUUUUCUGAGGCUUAUUCCAACAAUUUCAUUGCACCAUGGUCACAUCUUGCCAACACGAUCCGUACCCCUGUUAUCGCUGCGGUCUCCGGGUAUGCUCUUGGUGGCGGGUGCGAGUUGGCCUUGAUGUGUGAUAUCAUUUAUUGCUCGGCGAACGCGACCUUCGGCCAGCCCGAAAUAAAAUUAGGCACCAUUCCUGGUGCUGGUGGCUCGCAGCGUCUUUCUAGGUGUGUUGGGAAGAGCAAGGCCAUGGAGUUGAUCCUGACUGGAAACACAUUCACCGGAGCCGAGGCUGGGGAGUGGGGAGUCGCUGCUAAGGUCAUUGAUGGCACUCAUGAUGAGCUACUAGCCGCUACUCUUAAAACAGCCAGCAAAAUUGCCGGGUAUAGCCGUGUUGCUGUAGUCGCUGCUAAGGAAGUAGUCAAUAAGAGUCAGGAACUGUCUUUAACAGAAGGUGUUGAAUAUGAGAGGCGCCUUUUUCAUGGAUUAUUCGGCAGCAAGGACCAAAAAAUAGGAAUGACCGCUUUCGCGAAGAAACAAAAACCAGAGUGGGCAAAUGAGUGA